AUGGAGCAUUUACUAGUAGUUGCUAAUGAAGAUAAUAAUGACAUAACUCAUUCUGAAUAUAUUGAUCAAAGCCAUAAUAAAAUGCUUGGAAAUUCAUUGAAUGUUCUAGAUCAUCAUGGAAAACAAUGUUGUGUUGAAAGUUUAAUUAUCAGUAGUCAAUAUGAAGAUAAAUUGAUUAAAACUUUUCGUUUCAAGCGCUUUUAUUCAGUAUGCUGUUGGUUAGUCGUAAUCAUUUUCAUAACAAUAGCUUAUGUAACCAAGACAAACUAUCUGGAAUAUUCAAAUAAACCAAUUAUGAAACAGACCCAACAUUGUUUCGUUUGUGACAAUUAUGCAAGUCUAUCAGAAAGUUCUGGUCUUCGUCCUGGUCCGGGGACCGGAUUAGCAUGGUUUGGUGGGAAGCCCGUAGUUGGCGGUUGGACCAGUAUAUCUAGUAAUGGAAAUCAUUUAAGAAAUGGACUAACUAGUUUACAAAUAUCAAGACUGUGUUCAGAAAGAGUAAACCGUUCGGCAAUCAAAUUGCUUAUUGAUUCAAAAAAUUAUGGAAGAUGUGAAAAUAUAAAUUAUAAUGGAUGUGCUAAAAUUGUGACGAAAAGUUAUAGGGUUCGACCACAACUCGGCGUGCCAACACUAACUGCUGUUGUUGUAUCACGUACAUGUGCCGCUAUCCCAGAAGGAUAUGGUGUUGGUUGUUUUCAUUCAGUUGGUGGUGCUGGAAUGCGACGAACUCUAUGCUAUUGUCGAGGUAACUUUUGCAAUUAUUCUGUCAAAACCAAACAAAUUAACAAAUAUUUUAUUAUUAUUCUUGUUUUGAUCAUUUCUACUUUUCAGUAA
Schistosoma spindalis is the source of this 834-nucleotide messenger RNA. NCBI's taxonomy places the organism in Eukaryota, Metazoa, Platyhelminthes, Trematoda, Strigeidida, Schistosomatidae. The record is from the annotation of a GenBank genome assembly.